GGCGGUCUGUUGUCAACAUUUUUGCAGCGCUUCGCAGUGAAGGUUAGUAGGGUAGCCUGCUAGCUAGCUAAUGUCAACUUUAUAAAGUUUAGGUAGCUAGAUACAUAGUUUGUGUUGAUAAACUGUGUAGCUACGUUUUCAAAGAUAAUGUCAACAUUGCUGCGGACUUCGUGAUAACUUAGAUGACCAACUUGACCUCAUUUGGCUAUCAGAUUUAGCUCGCAUGCUAACUGAUAAGCUAGCGGCUAAAGCUACUAGUUAGCUGGCCAAAGAGCGCUGACCUGCAAGUUACUCCUCAGCAGCUGUUAGUGCUACCAUGGCCUCUUCGGGGUUUCGGGGUGAUGUUUCCCAGGUGCGUGGCGGCCGUGACCCGGUCUUCUCUGAGGCCAUCAACCAGAAGAUGCGUGUCCCGGACCGGCUGAGAGUGGGGCCAGGCAUGGGACAGGGAGGGGAAGAGGCGAGGCAGGGGCGUGCUGAGCGUCCCGCUUCCUAUAGCAUGCACAUCCCAGACAGGCUGUCUCUCACAGAUGCCCCGGACAUGAGCCCCCGUCCACUGUUCACGCCAUCCAAGCACAACUCAGCUCUCCCCCUGGGGCUUGCAUGGGAGGCACAGCAGCAAGGUGCCUGGGACAGAGACCCCUACAUGAGGGAACCAGUGCAGAGUCCCCUGCGGAGGUCCUACAGUGACCAGGCUUUUGGCAGGAGUGACACUGACAUCUCCAACUCCAAACAGGCACUGCACACCCCCACCUUUCGCUGCAGUGCAGGACGCCCCCCUAAGUGCUCCUCUGCUGCUGCAAACCCCCUGCCCAUGCCCCUGGGGCUCCCUGCCAUCCCACCCAGCCACCUGUCCCCAACGACCAUGCUACAGGCCGCCAAGGAACUGGGCCAGCAGGCCUCACAGCGCCUCCUACAGACUGUCACACAGAAAUACAGGUUCAGUUAUCCUGAACACCCAACGACUGCUGUGGUUGAGGCACCCCCUGUGUACGUCGAACCAGCCAGGAAAAGUGCCAUGCAGGACUCCUGGAUGAGCCCAGAUGAUGAGGGAAGUGCCGCAGCUGUGGAGUUCAUCGUACUCAGGAGACAGGUCGCAGUUGUAAAUGAGAACUGGCCAACCUGGUUAAUUAAAGGUGGUGAAGAUGAGUCGUCGCCUGGCGGGUCUGGAAAGGCAGAACGCUGAAUGCAGACAGACGGAGCUGGUGCUCUUCUCCCUGCUCCUUUCUGCCUGCCUGCUCAACGGAUGGCUCUGGAUACGCAGAUAACAGACACACGUCAUUCAAACAGCCCACUCAUCUGCACUACAACCCUAGGUCCACUCCAACCAGCUCCUUUGCUCAACUCUGCAUUACACAUCCACUCAGCUGGGUAUUCCAGUGCACUUAUUUACACACACGUUGUUGUUAGAUGCUGAGCACCUAUCGUUUAAAAUGACAUCUCUUCCCUCAUCUCCUUUUCCUUCAAGGCCAGGGGAGGAAAGGAAGCUGUUUGGACCACUUAAGUAGGGGAAGUCCAUCCAUUUUUACAUGUGGCCUUAUUUUCACUCUUUCUGUUCUUGUAGUUGAUUCCCAAACUUUUAAUUGUUUUCUUUGUUUACUUACAGAGAAAAUUGGUUGUCAUCACUUGCAAUAUCCAAAUAUGUCUAAAGCAUAUUAGAAAACACUCUAAAACACUCCACAUUACAUAAGAAUCCCAUUCUGAAUGUCUCUUUACUCAGUUUCAAAAAAAAGUCCACUGUGCCAUAAAUCCAUGUUUGAAUAGUUCUGUUUACAACAAAAAUAUGGAUUUAUUGGGACAGUGAAAUAAAUAAAAAUUGAGAGCGGAAACAUAAUUUAGAAUGGGAUUUUGACGUGAUAUGAAAUGUCAAUUUUCUCCAACGAAACGUAUAUAAUAAACAAACUGUCGAUCAACUACAAGCACAGAAAGUGAAAAUAAGUAAUUUAAAUGUAAAAAUCAGGGAACUUCCCCUUUAUUAAGUAGGGCCUUUGGACUGAGGAUCGAAUGAGGGUGUUGAGAGUUAGUGUGCAAAGGUAAAAAAAUAAAUAAAUGACAAUGUAUUGUCAAGGUGGAGGCUGGCCAAUUUCAACAUAAUCAGCGAUUGAUCCAUGCAUGAAGGAUUGGCCGUCUGUGACCUGGACAGCUAGUGUUUACCACGGCUGGAGGAGGUGAUGGUGUUACUGCUGAAGCUCUGCUACAUUCUGGUGGCUAGGUUAGAUAAUCAGAUUCAUGUCAUAGGUCUGUCCAAACACAACUUGUAUAUACUUUUAACAUUUGAAUGUAGUUGGUAGUCUCUUCCCAUAGCCACUGUAUCUGGGGGUGGAUCGCCACAAGUCAGUUGGUAACUGGUCUGAAGUAUCUAGUAAACUAUUAUGGCAUGAUUUACUUGGAACUCUUCAGACCUAAAGAAGCCUAAAUUGUAAUCAGUUGCAGACAGUACAUAGGUAAUAAGGUUCAUCUGUAAGACCUACACUAUAUAUACAAAAGUAUGUGGACACCCCUUCAAACUAUUUCAGCCACACCCAUUGCUGACAGGUGUAUAUAAUUGAGCACACAGCCAUGUAAUCUCCAUAGACAAACAUACUGAGGACAGACGUAAAAAUCGUCAGUCCUCGGUUGCAACACUCACUACAGAGUUCCAAACUGCCUCUGGAAGCAACGUCAACACAAGAACUGUUCGUCAGGAGCUUCAUGAAAUGGGUUUCCAUGGCCGAGCAGCCACACAAGCCUAAGAUCAUCACCAUGCGCAAUGCUAAGCGUCAGCUGGAGUGGUGUAAAGCUCGCCGACAUUGGAGUCUGGAGCAGUGGAAACGCGUUCUAUGGAGUGAUGAAUCACACUUCACCAUCUGGCAUACCGACAGACUAAUCUGGGUUUGGCGGAUGCCAGGAGAACGCUACCUGCCCGACUGCAUAGUGCAAACUGUAAAGUUUGGAGUAAUAGUCUGGGGCUGUUUUUCAUGGUUCGGGCUAGGCCCCUUAGUUCCAGUAAAGGGAAAUCUUAACGCUAAAGCAUACAAUGACAUUCUAGACAAUUCUAGGCUUCCAACUUUGUGGCAACAGUUUGGGGAAGGCCCUUUCCUGAUUCAUUAUGACAAUGCCCCCGUGCACAAAGCGAGGUCCAUACAGAAAUGGUUUGUCGAUUGGUGUGGAAGAACUUUACUGGCCUGCAUUGAGCCCUGACCAACCACAUCGAACACCUUUGGAAUGAAUUGGAACGCCGACUGCGAGCCAAGCAUAAUCGCCCAACAUCAGUGCCUGACCUAACUAAUGCCCGAAUGGAAGAAUGUCCCUGCAGCAGUGUUCCAACAUCUAGUGGAAAGCCUUCCCAGAAGAGUGGAGGCUGUUACAGUAGCAAAGGGGGGACCAACUCCAUAUUAAUGCCCAUGAUUUUGGAAUGAGAUGUUCAACGAGCAGGUCUCCACAUACUUUUGGUCAUGUAGUUUAUAUUUAAUCAAGACUUCUGUGGCUUGGAACUUAAGUUUAUCCAAUGAAAUUAUAUAUGCAGUCAUGUUUUUCACAGAAGUCAAAUUAUGUUAAUCACAAUGAAUGUACGUGUUGCACAUAUUUAUUGCAUGGGCUUUAUUUUUCCAUUUAAGUUGCACUGGCUUUUCUUGUACAUGUAUUUAAUAAAUUAGAUUUGAUAUGUUGA
Messenger RNA from Salmo salar (Atlantic salmon), 3646 nucleotides. RefSeq names its product transmembrane gamma-carboxyglutamic acid protein 3. NCBI's taxonomy places the organism in Eukaryota, Metazoa, Chordata, Actinopteri, Salmoniformes, Salmonidae. Gene Ontology annotation, biological process: positive regulation of mitochondrial fission. Gene Ontology annotation, cellular component: mitochondrial outer membrane; peroxisome. The record is from RefSeq and is a predicted model, not a curated record.